AUGUUUUCCAUUUCUAGACGCCAGCUAGCGUUUCAGGUCAGAACCUUCUCGGCUUGCGGUGUAGCUUCCACCGGCAAACCAAUGUCCAAGGAAGCGCAGGCAUUUUUGGACAGCAUCAACAGCCAGGCGCAAGUGCAAAAGGACAAACGCGCAUCGUUCCCAAAGCAGUUUGUCAAAGACAACCUCCAGGGCCCCGCAGUUCCCAAGCGUGUCAGCCCGAGGGACGUUAACUUUAGCAAAACCAUGAAGGGCCCCGCAAAGAACAUGUUUCGCAGCACGCCCACAGACGGAAAGAGGGGAAAGAAGUUUGAGAAACAGGAGAGAGCGCCAAAGAAGAUCAACCUCCGCCAGUAUCCGUUUACUACCGGAAGCGACAACGCGCAGAAGGCAGUACAGCUCGUGAUUAACGAGAUUCUCGAUCAGAGUGCCGCGGGCGAGAUCGCGUACGUGAAUGACGCGGGAAAGGUGGAGGAAGUUUUGCUCAAAGACUUUCUUCCACAGCUUGACGUAAUGGACUAUGGUCUCUCGGUGGUGGUGAAUAAUCAGUUGGAAAGACCGCUCGUGAAGAAGGUGCCCAUUCUGACGGCCAUUCGUAAGCUUUCGGACCACAUGGCGGACAUACGCGCAGAAGAUAUGAAGGACAACUCGACGUACAAGCGCUCGCUCCGCAUGGCGUUGAAAAAGAAGCAGAAGGGAGAUGUAAAACAAGUGCGAAUCGGCUGGAACAUCUCCUUGUCCGAUCUCGCAACCAAGAAGCAGCGGGAUAUCGUCUCCCAGUUGAGUAAGGGAUGCAAGGUGCACAUCUACAUCGCCAACAAGUGGCAGUUGCGAAAGAUGGCACAGGGAGCGCGUAAGCAGGCUGCAGAAAGCGGCGAGGCUACGGAGGAAGACCUCGAGGACGAGGCUGGCGUGGAGGAAGAACCGGUCGCUGGCAAGGAGCUUAACGAGCUCGAGGAGUACAAACGUGCCCAGGUCUUGGAAACCCUUCUCGGAAUUGUCCUGGUGUACUGCAAGCCGGUGGUGGAGGGCACAAUACGUGACCAAAUUGUAAUCCGUUUGGACGACGCCAAGAUGCCUGAGGGUGAGGAAGAGAGCGAAAAGGUCUUGGACAACAAGGAAUUGGCCCGCUUGAAGAAACAGGAAAGGCAGGAGAAGGCACGGAGGAUUGCCGAGGAGAAGCGUGCGGCCAAGGCUGCGGUAUUGUAG
Messenger RNA from Babjeviella inositovora NRRL Y-12698, 1206 nucleotides. RefSeq lists its product as uncharacterized. Gene Ontology annotation, biological process: translational initiation. The coding region runs from base 1 to 1206 and encodes 401 amino acids. NCBI's taxonomy places the organism in Eukaryota, Fungi, Ascomycota, Pichiomycetes, Serinales. The record is from RefSeq and is a predicted model, not a curated record. The transcript has a single exon.